Molecule: messenger RNA, 2391 nt
Organism: Physella acuta
Lineage: Eukaryota; Metazoa; Mollusca; Gastropoda; Physidae
Product: kelch-like protein 41b
Molecular function (GO): protein binding
Source: RefSeq, a predicted model, not a curated record
UUGUCACCAUGAGCAAUUCGAAAACCUGCAGCAGCAUAGUCCAGUGUCUGGGGAACUUACAGGAAGACAAACUGUUCUUGGACUUCACUGUUGUGGUGGGUGAGACAAGCUUCAGAUGCCACCGCCUUGUUCUGGCGGCCUGCUCGGAAUUUUUCCAGGCACUUUUUAGUUCCGGGUUGAGAGAAGCCACAGAGAACAGUGUCGUGCUGCAAGAUGUCUCUAGCGAGGUUUUCCAGAAGAUUCUCAGCGCGCUGUACAGUGGUCAGAUAGAUUUAACAUCAGAGAACUACACCAACAUAUGGAGGGCAGCGAAUAAGCUGCAAGUAAUGUUUUUAGUCGAUUUAUGCGAAAAGUUUGCUAUUGAAGCUAUCACCAUGGAAACUUGGGAGAAAAUUUAUGAAACAGCUUCAGAAUUAAGCUCAAAAAGAUGUCUUGAUCAGUUUCAUUUGUUCAUGUUGAAAAACUUCGAGAAAAUUCGACUUUCACCAACAUUUUUACUGAUGUCUUUCAAAGAAGUCAAGGAUUUGAUAAAAAGCCAAGAUCUCGUUGUGAGCGUUGAAGAUUUAGUUCUGGAUUCAGUCAUCAAAUGGGUAGAGUAUGAGCCUCCGACUAAGAGACAGAUAAACAUGUUCGAAAAUGGUGAUCUGAAAAAUGAAAAAGCUAUUUUCAGCGUGGAUGAAAACGAAAUAAAAGACACUGUGAAAGAUUUUUGUCUUAAAGAAAGUGUGGAAAAUUCUGAAAAUGCUAAACGAAAAAAAUAUCAAGAGCGUUCUGGUAGCUCACGUGAUAUUGUAAACACCGAGACAUCGCCUAGAAAAGAUAAACUAGCUGAGCUGUUGAAGGAAGUGAGGACAUAUCUUGUAAGUCCUGAUGUCCUAUCUCGUGUCCUAAAGAUGGAUUUGAUGACGGAAAAUAAAGAGUCAAGGGAAAUAAUCGUCGAUGCCAUGUCCUAUCAUGUACAGAAGUUCAAACACGGUCAGUGGUCAUCAGCUUCUGUACACAGGUCUUGUAGUGAGUACAUACAUACUGGAGUUUAUACUAAACUUGACGGGAGUUUUAGUGUAAUAAGCGCAGACAAAGAAGAGCUGUUUUACAUGAAACAAUGCGAAUAUUUACAAGAGAACAUUCAACUCGUCACUUUUGACGGUGAACUUUAUGCUACAGGAACUGAAGAACAAAACCCAGACUGUCGAAUGUUUGUGUUCUUUGACAACAGCUGGAAGAGAGUAGCUGACAUGCCAAGUCACAAUUUGUUAUUGGUGUCACAUGGAGACUUUAUUUACAUCUUAAACAAAGACGAUAAAGUUAUUUAUAAGAUAACUCCAAAAUCUAUUGACCCAAAUCUAGAAAAAAUGACGGAAUUCCCAGAAAAUGUGGAUUGUAAGCACGCGUCGAUUAUCGAACAUUUUCUUCUAAUAUUUUGCUCUGAAUCUAACAAAGGUACAAACAAAACAUCCGUGUACAAAUUUGAUAUUUUGUCCAAAAUUUGGACCAGAUUACGCGGUCUCGGUGGACCAGCAGAACAGCUGAUUACCUUCAGAAACGACAAGCACAACUACAUUUUACAGACAAAUGGAAGUCUGUGGCUCAUACUUUAUUCAUCUGACAAUGGGAACAUUGGAUUUAAAUUUCUUGCCAAACUUUGGAACUUUGCCAAGAGAUUGUACGGCGGGUUAACUUUUCAAAGUAAACUGAUCAUUUUUGAAAAUCAAUCCGAGAGCGAAUCUACAGAGGAGAAAACAUUGUGUGAAGUUCCACCACACUUUACAGACAUCAAAUACUGUGGAGUUGAUUGCUACAGUUCAAAUGUUGUUCCUGUCACUAUACUAAAGAAACUUUUACUCCACUGAAGUGGAUUUAGGCACAAUUUUAUAAACGGUUUAAAUCAUUCAAAAGGAUAUUAAUAUCACACAUGCCUGAUCUGAACUCUAUUAUUCGCUUACUAUUAUUUAGCAAACAUCUGAAAGCAAAAUCACUAAGGCUGAUUUUAUGUGAACUUUUUUCUAAGUGUAUUUUAACUUCGAUGAAAUUAAUACACCGCAUUUGCUCAAGACAGCUCUAUGUACAUACAAUGUAAUACCAAAUAGCUGUUUCUUAAAUAUUUGAUCCAGUGUUGAAUAAAUUAGAACCAUUUUGUUUUACACAUGUGGGAAAAUACAAAUUGAACUCAAAGGCAAAUUUCAGCAGUUGUGGGUAUGAACGCUUUGUGUUAGACUGUAUUCUACUAGUUUAUAUCUAGGUACGUACAUGUUUUUUUCAAAUACAGGUUAAUAAAAACAUUCACAGGUUGUAAUUUUAUCACUGGUGUUAACAAAAGCGUAAUCGUUUACUUAUGAGUCUGGAGAUAUUCAAUAGUUAUCAAAUUUAUUUGCAUUGGUUUUGAAUACAAUC